This is a messenger RNA of Seminavis robusta, 768 nucleotides long. The record is from the annotation of a GenBank genome assembly. NCBI's taxonomy places the organism in Eukaryota, Bacillariophyta, Bacillariophyceae, Naviculales, Naviculaceae.
AUGGCCACCUCCAGUACCGCCGUUCCCGAGAUUGUUCGAAUCUACGGUCUCCCCGUCCAAGAUGCUGUCAUUACGCAAGGUCGUGGUCGCGGCACGGCCAAGAAUAUGACGACGACAUGGGGCAUUCGUCCCAAGAUGCGCAUCGUCUUUGCUACUCCUCAAAAACCUCUGGCCAUUUGGUACCGAGGAACGGUGCAACCUUUGAAUGGCGUGGAAGCCUACUCUUAUCAAGAACUCAAAUAUGCGGGCAUAGCGCCAGAUUCCGCCUAUUGGCAAGAUCAAUAUGCAUUGGAGCAACCCAAAUGGCAUGCUCCUCGAUUGGACCACUGGCAAGACUUUUCCACGCUGCGGACUUUUUGGUCCACUGGAGGAAACGACAAUUUACAGAAAGCAGAAAACGGUGACAACAACAAAUACUCCUACUACGAGUUUGACUAUUAUCCCUGUUCGUUUUGGCUACAACAGGGAUACACACACUCCACAAUGAAACUGGAAAUUCAAAUGGCAACACCCGAACACGACGCAACAACAACCACCACAACGCACAACAGCAUGGGUCCGAGUCAGUUUCGAGAACCCUGCGACACUUUGUGGUCUACCGGAGUGGAAUGGAACUCUCGCGACGACUACCGCGAUGAAACAUCCACAAGAGCCAUCGGGAAACGUCUGCAAGACAUGACACAAAACGAGGGAUUAUCAUUGGAUGGACAUUCGCAAGAACUAGAACGGAGACUGAUCGACGGAGGCCAAAUGAAGCAGGAACAGUAA